This is a messenger RNA of Didymodactylos carnosus, 2058 nucleotides long. The record is from the annotation of a GenBank genome assembly. NCBI's taxonomy places the organism in Eukaryota, Metazoa, Rotifera, Eurotatoria, Philodinida, Philodinidae.
AUGCCUACGUGGAAUCCGUUUGGUAAGCCUGGAGCAGGUGCUCCGCCAGGUACAGAUAAUAAUUUUCGAACAAAUCAACAGCCAAAUCAGAAUAUUAAUAAUAACGGUUAUCCAAUUCCAGUUCACAAUGAACGAUCUACAACUAAUACUCACCAGCCACUACAACCAUUGCCUCAGAAUCGUCCCCAAACUCAAUUUCGUUUACCCAUUGACGAUGAUUUGUACAAAAAUAGUAAUUUCAAUGAUGGUCAUUCAUUGGCGACAACGUUAACUGAUCAAACAAAAGUGCCAGCAGCAAUGCGUACAAAUUUACUAUUUGGCGAUGUUCGAUUUGAUGAUCAGGUUAAAACGGCUAAAGAACUUGAGCGAAAACAAUGGUUGGAUGAUUUAAAAUUACAAAUAGAAGAAAAUAAACGACAAAAAAUCACACAAAAAGAGAGUGAACGAAAACAAGAUAUUUUGCAAGAACAAAUACAGCCACUUUUAGAAAAAGCAACGCAUAACCAUUAUCAAAAUCGACAACAAAAUGGAUUUAGUCAACAAAAUUUAUCACCAAGAUCUAACGGUGAUAAAGAUAAAGGAGAAGCGGAUAAAACAAAUAUUUUGGGACAACCGCCACAACAUUCACAACCAUCAUCGGACAUACAAAAAUUAAAUCGUCAUGAAAAUGUUGUUAAAGAAACUUACAAUAAAAUUGUUGAAGCAAGUAAAAUGGCUGAAUUUGAUAAACGAUCACAACUAAUUGAAAAAUUAAAGCGAGGAGGACAUAAAGUUGAUAAACUACAAAAAACUUUACCAGAAAUUCGUUCGCAGAACAACAAUAAUACCACGACUAAUUCACAGCAAAAAACCGGUGAUAGAUUGUUUGGUUCUAAUUAUGAAUCGUCAACUUAUAACAAUUCUCAUUACCAACAUCAAAAUAAAAUGGAACCAUUAAAUUUACAUAGUGACGCACAUAGACGUGAUGAAGCCGUAAAUACUGUUGAUUCAACGUUUCGCAGUGAUAAUAGUGUUCAAACUGAUAUUAAAAUGCAACAAAAUAAACAAUUAUUUCCAUUUGGUCGAGAAGAAAGUGAUUUGCCACCACAGGUUCCAAAACAUUUGCUACAUCAUCAACGAAAUAAAAAAAGUGUUCGAAUUAAAUCAUUAGGAGAUGAACAAGAACAACAACAGCAACAACCCAAUAGAAACAGACGUUCAUCUGCCUCAUUUCGUACUCCAGAAGCUGAAAAUAAUUCGGGAGAUACAUUGUCACAGUUUAGUUCACGUGAUUUAGUUCAUCGUCCAAAAUGGAAUUAUCAAAAUCCUGAAUAUCGACAAUACGUUCCAAAUUCAAAACGAGAUCCAUUCUACGAACAACGACAACGAACAAAACAUUUGGAAAAUGGUAGUUACGAAAAUAUUGACGAUGUUCAAAAACAAACGAGUUAUAAUCGAUGGAAUAGUGAUAGCGAAUUGAUUCAUCAACAACGAAAGACAAAUCAACAACCAUCGCAAACUCAAAAUCGUACAAGAUCAACUAUAUUGAGAAAUAAUAAUCAGAAAGAUAAAGAUGAGAGUAUAAUGAAUUUAUUGAAAGGUACUGAUGGAAUAAAACAACAUCAUCAACAUCAACAUCAACAUCAAGAAGCAUUUGUUACCAACGAUAAAAAUAACAACGAUGAUUUGAAUUAUGAUAAUGUAUCAUUGGAUAAAUAUGAAAAUUACGUACCUUAUACGAGAACUGAUGAAAUAUUAGAUCCAUCUAAAGCCUAUUCACCAGUACCAAACUCGAGACAAUCAUCAGCUCAACAGCAAAAUACGAGAAAUAAAACAAAGAAUUCUCAGCAGUCACAAAAUAAUUACGGUUUAACAGCUCAGUACAAUGCUGAUACACAACGAUACAACAAUGACCAUAAUCAUUCGGAAUGGAAUAAUAGCAGUCGAAGUAGUGCGGCUCCUUAUCCAUUACCGCCUUCAAGACAAGAACAUAUUCUUCAACAAUUGUCAGCUAUUAAAGAGAACUUAGUGCGACGUCAAAAAGAAUUAACAUCAUCGAUUAAUGGUAUUCCAGUUUAA